AGUAUAGAACACGUUGUCUUUGACAUUUAAAAAAAUCAAAACAAUCAAAAUUGUUCUAGAAAGACUUUUUCUAUAAAAAGAAGGCUAUUUUAAUUUAAAUAUUGGAAAUACUUAACUAAAACAAAAUGCUACACUGUUAUAAUCGUGGUUGUGGUAAAACCUAUGAUCCUGAACAAAAUACAGAUGACUCAUGCCAACACCAUCCUGGUGAGCCAUAUUUCCAUGAUGCAUACAAAGGCUGGUCAUGUUGUAAAAAGAAAUCUGUAGACUUCACUGAGUUCCUCAAUAUACCAGGUUGUAAAUUUUCUAAACACUCUAAUAUUAAGCCACCAGAACCAGAGAAACCGCAAAAAAAUGAAACAUCUGACAAAGACGAAGUGAUUGAAGUGCGUGCACCAAUUAAAGCAGCCAUGCCACGGCCACCAAUUGAAACUACAAUGUCUAAAAUUGAACCAAUUGUUGCAGCUACACUUAAAGAAGCCAUCGAUAAUAGAAGUAAAAGUAAAACGCAAGUUGUUGAUAAAAAACUGGCCGAUGGUGAAAUCCCAGUGGGUACUGCUUGUAAAAAUUCUGGUUGUAAAUAUUCUUUUACUGGCACAGGCAGCGAUUAUUUAGAUUGUCAAUACCAUCCUGGUGUGCCAAUAUUUCAUGAAGGUAUGAAGUACUGGUCUUGUUGCCAAAAAAAAACAACGGAUUUUACUGUUUUCAUGUCGCAACCAGGCUGCAUUAAUGGACACCACAAAUGGUUCAAAGAGAAUGAUGACAAAAAAGUAGUGAAAUGUCGACAUGACUGGCAUCAAACUGCCUCCAAUGUAAUUGUGUCAGUAUAUGCAAAAAUGUAUGAUUACUCACAGAGUACAAUUGAAGUGAAUCCUAUUAGAUUGCAUGUAAAUCUUAUUUUCCCAGAACAAGAUAAUGCGAUAUAUGACCUAGAUUUGGAGCUACGUGGCGUAAUUGAUGUUAGCAAAACAACAGUUCAUAUGUAUGCUUCCAAAGUGGAAAUAACUUUGCCAAAAGCUGAGCCAGGCUCUUGGUCCAUGCUUGAUUUUCCGCAUGCUAAAUUACCACCAGUACAAAAAACGAAUUUGAAACAAAAACAAGACUCAGUUUCUGACGAUGAUGUAGACUUGGAUGAUAUUGAUUCAGUGAGCACUGGCCUACACUUAACUGAAAUAUCAACAAAUAAAAAUGAUUUGGAUUAAACGUGCAACUGCACUAUUUUGUCUAUGGUUAAAACCAUAAAAUGAAAUAUAAGAAUUUAUUGUCUGAUACGAAGUCGUCUCAGUCAAUUUAUGUGCUUUUAAAUAUACGCAUUUAAGUUUAUUUUUUUU
Teleopsis dalmanni is the source of this 1331-nucleotide messenger RNA. Its product is annotated as cysteine and histidine-rich domain-containing protein-like. The transcript has 5 exons. NCBI's taxonomy places the organism in Eukaryota, Metazoa, Arthropoda, Insecta, Diptera, Diopsidae. Bases 126 to 1202 code for a protein of 358 amino acids. The record is from RefSeq and is a predicted model, not a curated record.